Dioscorea cayenensis subsp. rotundata (Guinea yam) is the source of this 1047-nucleotide messenger RNA. Its product is annotated as probable serine/threonine-protein kinase PBL21. The record is from RefSeq and is a predicted model, not a curated record. Gene Ontology annotation, molecular function: protein kinase activity; ATP binding. Lineage: Eukaryota; Viridiplantae; Streptophyta; Magnoliopsida; Dioscoreales; Dioscoreaceae. The transcript has 5 exons. Bases 1 to 1047 code for a protein of 348 amino acids. Gene Ontology annotation, biological process: protein phosphorylation.
AUGGAAUGUUUCUCUUGUGUGGGUGCUCACCCCCGAAAGAAGAACUUCAUCGGUGAAAGCUCCGACACAGGCUCCAUCACUCGUCUUGUCGAUUCAAUUGAUCUAGAGACGGAGAUUUCGCUCGGUGAUGUGGAAAAGAAGAGCAAUGCUCAUAGCUUCGCUUUCAAAGAGCUUGCGGCCGCAACCAAGAACUUUAAGUCUGUCCUUGGCGAAGGCGGCUUCGGGAAGGUCUUUAAAGGGGUGUUGAAUAAUCAGGUUGUGGCAAUCAAGCAACUGAAUCGAGAAGGUUUGCAAGGGAAUCAAGAGUUCAUGGUGGAGGUUCUAAUGUUGAUCACUCUUCGGCAUCCUAAUCUUGUGACGUUGAUAGGAUAUUGCGCCGAGAAGGAGGAAAGGCUUUUGGUUUAUGAGUUCAUGGCUCAUGGAAGCUUGGAAAAUCACUUGUUUGAUUUAACUAACGAGCAGCAGGCAUUGAACUGGAAUACAAGAAUGAAAAUAGCUCUUGGUGCCGCAAAAGGCCUGGCUUAUUUGCACAAUGUUGCAAAACCUCCUGUAAUUUACAGAGACCUGAAAUCAGCAAACAUAUUGUUGGAUGAAGACUUCAAUCCGAAGCUCUCCGAUUUCGGACUUGCCAAGCUUGGCCCUGUUGGAGAUGACACUCAUGUUUCAACCAGAGUUAUGGGAACAUAUGGAUACUGUGCUCCUGAUUAUGCUCAGAGCGGUAAGCUUAAUGUUAAGUCCGAUGUUUAUAGUUUCGGUGUUGUACUUCUCGAGCUAAUCACAGGACGAAAAGCCUUCGAUUAUGAGCAGAAAUCUGGAGCCCGGAGUUUGAUAGUUUGGUCGAGACCUUAUCUCAAUAACAGGAGAAGGUUCACCGAACUUGCUGACCCUUUGUUGCAAGGACAAUACCCUUUAAGAGCAUUCUACCAAUUAGUUUCGGUCACCUCUCUAUGUCUCCUUGACCACCCGGAGAGACGGCCUCUAAUGCAUGAAGUCGUAUCAGCAUUAGAGUAUGUUGCGUCUCAACCUUUUAGUGUCGCAAAAUCAUAA